Molecule: messenger RNA, 1194 nt
Organism: Merops nubicus (carmine bee-eater)
Lineage: Eukaryota; Metazoa; Chordata; Aves; Coraciiformes; Meropidae
Gene: LPAR3
Product: lysophosphatidic acid receptor 3
Exons: 3
Coding region: 109-1194 (361 amino acids)
Biological process (GO): G protein-coupled receptor signaling pathway
Cellular component (GO): membrane
Molecular function (GO): lysophosphatidic acid receptor activity
Source: RefSeq, a predicted model, not a curated record
AUGCUUUUCUACUCCUUCCUGCCUUACCUCAACAUCUUAAGGCAUCUCUUUCAAAAUCAUUUGUCAUUUGAGCUCUGCUGUGUAACAGUGAGUGGUUUGUAAUCCAGGAUGAAUGAAUGCUACUAUGAUAGGCGCAUGGACUUUUUUUAUAACAAGACAAACACUGACACAGCAGAUGAGUGGACAGGGCCAAACCUUAUUGUGGUGCUGUGUUUUGGGACAUUUUUCUGCCUCUUCAUUUUCAUUUCAAAUUCAUUGGUCAUAGCAGCUGUGGUCAAGAACAAGAGGUUUCAUUUUCCAUUUUACUACCUCCUGGCCAAUUUAGCUGCCGCAGACUUUUUUGCUGGGAUUGCCUAUGUCUUCUUGAUGUUCAACACCGGCCCAGUGUCUAAGACAUUAACUGUCAACCGCUGGUUUUUGCGCCAGGGUCUUCUGGACACCAGCCUUACAGCUUCGCUGGUGAAUCUCCUCGUCAUAGCUGUUGAGCGGCACAUGUCAAUAAUGAGAAUGAAGAUCCACAGUAAUCUCACGAAGAAGAGAGUCACCUUUUUAAUUAUAUCAAUUUGGGCCAUUGCUAUUUUCAUGGGUGCUGUUCCCACUCUAGGCUGGAACUGCCUCUGUGACAUUACUGCCUGCUCAUCUCUGGCACCCAUUUAUAGCAGGAGUUACCUGGUGUUCUGGAGCGUAUUAAAUCUAGUUGUCUUCUUCAUUAUGGUGGUGGUUUAUAUAAGAAUCUACAUGUACGUCCAGAGGAAAACUAACGUCUUGUCGUCGCACACCAGUGGAUCCAUUAGCCGUAGGAGGACCCCUAUGAAGCUUAUGAAGACCGUCAUGACUGUCUUAGGUGCUUUUGUUGUCUGCUGGACCCCUGGCUUGGUCGUCUUACUGCUCGAUGGCCUGAACUGCACUGACUGUGGGAUUCAGAAUGUUAAAAGGUGGUUUCUUCUCCUGGCCCUGUUAAACUCUGUCAUGAAUCCAGUAAUUUAUUCAUGCAAAGAUGAUGAAAUGUGGGGUACCAUGAAAAGGAUGAUUUGCUGCUCCACUGAGGAUAGGAGCCAGGAGAGACGCUCAUCACGGAUCCCCUCAACAGUUCUUUGCAGGAGCACAGAUACCUCGGGACACUACAUUGAAGAUGGCAUUAUUCAAGGGACAAUUUGUGGAAAAGGAGAUCUUGGUGACAAAGGAAACUCCUGA